AUGUUCUCACUGAUUGUUGGCAUUAUAAUGAGUACUAUUAUAGCGGCUUUGAACUCGUUUCAUAUUUAUAGGACAUUCAUUGGCAAAAAUCGAGAUAAAGUCUACAGCAAGGAUCUAGCAAUGUUCUAUUAUCGAUUUUUUAUUGACGUUUAUUUUUCAAUCUUCACAAUUCCUUACCUUCUCUAUAUUUACUUCGAUUUCUUGACCCUUGGAGAUACUGGAGCUCGUAUUCCGGACCCUCUUGCUUAUGUUUUCGCAUUCUCUUGCUACAAUUCGGUGAUUGCACAUGGAUAUAUGGCGAUGUGUAUAGUAAUUGCUCGAUUCUAUGCGGUAGCAUUCCCGAUACAGUACCGGAAAACGAACAUUCCUCGACUUGCUAAGCUAGCAUUCGCUUUCGCAGUGUUCAUGAGUUUAUCGGAAAUCGUCGUCGCCUAUACGAUGAUGUAUACAAUCAAUGUCGUAUUCUCAUUAUGGUUUCUUAUAAUCGUAUACGGAAUUCGCAAACAAUUUGUCAACUCGCAAUUCAUUUUUGUGAACGUUCUUACAACUCGUGAUAUUUUCAUAAUUCUGUUUUUGAGAUGUAUUCCGUCAAUUUUGUCGUCGACAUAUAUGAAGGAAACAUUUCCAGUUUUUAAGCUCAUUGGUUUGCAUAUGCCAACAAUUGCGACAAUCGCGACAACCCUCGAAAUCGCAUCAUUUACCUAUUAUUCGAUGAACAAUUUGAAAGCCCAAAGUCGCAUCAAUUCGACAAUGCAAAUUGGCUGA
Caenorhabditis bovis is the source of this 765-nucleotide messenger RNA. Lineage: Eukaryota; Metazoa; Nematoda; Chromadorea; Rhabditida; Rhabditidae. The record is from the annotation of a GenBank genome assembly.